UCUUAAAUGCUUUGCUGAAAAUAACAAAAUGAAUUUUCUUUUUUUUUUUUAUUUUCUAUGUCAACAAUAGAUAUAAAGAAUUAUCCAUAACUGUAAUUAGGUUGCAACAAUUAAUGAACCUAAAUCGAUUUUGAAAUUAUGCUGGUCCCCCACUCGUUCUGGUCUUUUAGCUGUUUUGUGUAAAGAUAGUUCUAUAAUUAAAUUGAUUGAUAUACAGUCACCUGCUGGAAGUGAUGAUGUAGAACCUCCAAUCGUGGAAAGAACUUUGCAGCCAUUUGCAUCUCAUUCUGUCAUGUCUUUCACAUGGCAUCCCACACAAGAAAACAGAAUUUUGACCAUUUCACAAAACAAUCAGCUGCUGGAUUAUACCAUUUUUGACCGCAUAACUUUGAAUUGGUCUCCUACUUCAGAAAUAGUAUGGACAUAUGGAAGAAAGAUAUUACAAUGUGUAGAUAGUACUGAUGAAUUUUAUUCCUGCUUAAAUGAUAUAUCUGUGAUAAUGAGAAAAAGAGCUUAUCAAGGGUAUGGCUUAAAGGUGCCUAAAGUUUGGAUGAAUGCUGAAUUGGCUGAAGACCCGGCACUAAAUGGAGUUUGGAUGUGGUUAGAUCUGGUUAAAGCUGCUGUUGAAGCUGAUUCAAAGAGGAGAUCAAAUCUCAGGAACCAUCCCAACUAUGAAGGUGUCCAUUCUGUGAUAUGUGGAGAAAAUGAAAGUUUUACCUCCAGUCAGAGUGAACCUCGACGAGUGACAUGGGUUGGUCUCUAUUCCACAGAGUGCAAGAUUAUAAAAUAUACUAAUGAAGAAAGAGAAAGAGCACUACAGCUAUGUGGUUGGGGUGCAGAUUUGGAUUCAAAUGCAUUUUUUAAAUUUUUGGAAAGAUUAGAGAGCGAUGGUCAUUUUACAAGGGCAGCAGCAAUCGCGGUAUUUAACUUGGAUAUCAGAAGAGCUAUUAAAAUGCUUAGCAAAGGAGCUUUGUCUAAACAUUAUAAAGGUUCAACUGAUUUAAAUGCCAUAGCUAUGGCAUUAGCUGGUUACACAGAAGAUAAGUCAGCAUUGUGGAGAGAAAUUAGUAGUUCUCUCAAAUCUCAGUUAUCUGACCCUCAUCUCAGAGCAAUGUUUGCUUUCCUUACUACAGAGAAAGAUAGCUAUGAAGAAAUUUUGAAUGAAAGUCGUAUUGCUGUUCAAGAUCGACUGGCUUUUGCUUGUUUAUAUCUGAAUGAUAAAAAGCUUGCUGAUUUCUUAGAUGGCCUGAAGAAAAAUAUGACAGAAAGUGGUAAUUUAGAUGGCAUUUUAUUAACAGGUUUAACAAAUGAUGGUUUAUCAUUAAUUCAGAGGUAUGUAGAUACUUCAGGUGAUGUGCAAACAGCAAGUUUAAUUGUUCUUCACACACUACCUAGUCAAAUCUGUAAAGAUCCAAGAGCUCAAGCAUGGGUAUCCAGCUACAGAAAUUUAUUAGAUACAUGGAAGUUAUGGACACAAAGGGCUAUGUUUGAUGUAAAUUGGUUUAGUAAUAAUCCACAUGCUAGUAAACCCACGCAGCAAAUUUUUGUGAGCUGUAAUUUUUGUCGAAGGACAGUUUGUAAUUACCUACAGUUUCGACCACCAUCUGGAACUUCACGAUUCUCACAAGUUCCAGCUUCAUCAGCUAACAAAAAGUUACAUGCUUCAAUGCAGAUAUCAUGUUGUCCUGGAUGUCGCAAGCCCCUUCCACGCUGUUCUUUAUGUCUUAGCCAUAUGGGUACACCUGCAGGCUUGCAUUGGCAGCGCCCAGCAGAUAACAGUUCAGAUAGAAAGAAACUGACUGACUUUUCAAACUGGUUAACAUGGUGUCAAACUUGUCGGCAUGGCGGUCAUUCAGUACACAUACUUACGUGGUUUGAGCAUCAUAAUGAAUGUCCAGUCACUGGGUGUAUGUGUAAAUGCAUGACACUGGAUGCUGUCGCAAAAUUAAGAUGUGGAACAAAUAGCUGAAAUUCUUUCCAGUGAAGAUGCUUCAACUGGAGCCCAAUGCUUUUUGAAGAUCAUUUUAUUUAUUAAUAAAAUUUUUCAAUGUAUUCUAAAAAUUGGGAGCAAACUAA
Stegodyphus dumicola is the source of this 2076-nucleotide messenger RNA. It is a transcript of the gene mio, whose product is annotated as GATOR complex protein mio. Gene Ontology annotation, biological process: cellular response to amino acid starvation; positive regulation of TORC1 signaling. Gene Ontology annotation, cellular component: cytoplasm. The record is from RefSeq and is a predicted model, not a curated record. Lineage: Eukaryota; Metazoa; Arthropoda; Arachnida; Araneae; Eresidae. Gene Ontology annotation, molecular function: protein binding.